UUAUUUUUAUCAUCGUUUGGUUUUUGGUAGUUCGUCUUAAAAUUUUAAGAUUAUUUAAAAAGUUUUAAGCAAGUGACAAGAAAAAAAAAUAAAAAUAUAUGAAAAAAGGUAAUAAGAAUUAUUAACAAAAUGAAGUGCUCAAUAGUUGGCUGCGACACAAACGUCCUACCACGGCCAUCGUUACACAGUUUGAAUAGUGGAAGCAAGUUUGAUAAAAACUGGAUAGAAGCAAAAUUGUCACUAAAUGGCAGCGGUCCUACACUCACAAAAAGAUUUCCAGUUUGUGAGAAGCAUUCGAAUAAAAAUUGUCUGAUAAACAUUGGAGCAGGAAGAAGCCAGCUUUCUUCACAAGUGAUUCCUUCUAUUUUCUCCAACAUGUUGAAAGAUAAAACAGAAGUUUUAGAUUCCGAUCCAUUGCAUUUGGAACAUGAUGCAAAUAUUUCAAUCAAAAAUGAAACUAUUGAUACUGACCAUUCCUAUGCGGGUUUUACCAUCCAAGAAGCCAAUAUCUCUUCAGAAGUUGUUAAAAUUGAAAGCGAAAAUGAAGAAGAAGAUUUACAAUCCGAUGGCGUUACAAAUGAUGAAUUAAGCACACCAAUUAGAAAAACUAGACAGAAAUUUGAUAUAGACAAAGCCAGCCCCGAAGAAGUAAAAAGAAAAUGUUUGCAUUAUAUGGAGUUAUGCAGAAAGAAAGACAAUCAGAUAAAAGUCAUAAGACGUGACUUGAAAAGAAAGGUGGCCAAAAUAAAAAUCUUGGAAGCCAAAGUCAAAGAAUUGCAAUACUUAGAAUAUAAAAGAAAAAAUGGGGAGACUUAAGCUGUUUUUCCUAUAAGCAUUAAUUUAACUUUAUAAUUAUUUUUAUUAAUUUUAUUUUAUUUAAUUAAAUCUUAUUUUUGAAAAAGCUAUUUAAA
Messenger RNA from Episyrphus balteatus (marmalade hoverfly), 911 nucleotides. RefSeq lists its product as uncharacterized. The transcript has 6 exons. Lineage: Eukaryota; Metazoa; Arthropoda; Insecta; Diptera; Syrphidae. The record is from RefSeq and is a predicted model, not a curated record. Bases 130 to 816 code for a protein of 228 amino acids.